This is a messenger RNA of Stegodyphus dumicola, 423 nucleotides long. Its product is annotated as piggyBac transposable element-derived protein 3-like. Lineage: Eukaryota; Metazoa; Arthropoda; Arachnida; Araneae; Eresidae. The record is from RefSeq and is a predicted model, not a curated record.
AUGGGAGGUGUUGACAAGCUUGACUGGAAUGUACAAAAGUAUAGGAUAAAAAUUAGAGGCAAAAAAUGGUACUUUCCUAUUUUCACUAAUGCAGUGGAUGUGGCUCUAGUUAAUGCUCAUACAAUAUAUUGUAUUGCUAAUGGAAAAAUGCCGCUAUUAAAUUUCAGACGAGAAGUUCCACGGUUCUAUUUGAAUUUACAUUCCGUGUCUGACCCGAAAAAUUGUGGACGACCAUCGUACAGUGUGAGUUCACAGAAGCGCGUACCAGAAGACGUAAGAAAAAAUCCUCAAGGACAUUAUUUAGAAAGAACAUUGGACGGAAAACAAAGAAAAUGUGCGGUUUGUAAAAAAAAUGUUCGGAAACAGUGCGUGAAGUGUGAUGUAGGAUUACACGUAGAAUGUGUUAUUCCAUGGCACUCUUAA